Molecule: messenger RNA, 810 nt
Organism: Porites evermanni
Lineage: Eukaryota; Metazoa; Cnidaria; Anthozoa; Scleractinia; Poritidae
Source: the annotation of a GenBank genome assembly
AUGCGUUCAAGUGGAUUGGGACAUAAAAAGAAGUGGGUGGCGGCGAAGAAACUUAGACCGUGUUACUGUUGCUCGGGGAAAGGACUCCUUAGUGACUUAGAUGCCUGGAGCAGAGAGUGUGGAAUUGACUGCUGCAAGGACCUACACCACCGGUUACUUCAUGUAGUUCCUGGGUCCAUGGAGGGGGAGGCUGCUACAUCUGUGACAGAGAAAAACAAUUUAAGUCUAGUACGUACGAAACACUACAAGAACAUGCACAGGGGAGUAUUGCCUUGCGUACUGUUCCAGUCAUUUUCAAACAUGGGGACAGACGUUUGCAAGUUAAUCGUUUCUUGGACGAGGGCAGUGGUACAGUUGUACGUCGUAUGUUAAUGAGGAUGUGGUAGAGGAAAUUAAUGGCGUUGAAGGGUAGGAAGGAAAUAGUAAUUAGCAAUGUCGCUUAUGGUCAGACGGCCAGGUUAAUGUCAGCAACCAUGGAGGUUUUGGACAGUCUGGGUGGUCAGGUGGACACAAUCAUUGUAGCGAAGACAUCAAAUAUCAUCUGUGGUGGGAUGAAACCCACCAACUGGCUGCAAAUCAAAGACCAGUGGAAACAUUUCAGGCACAUUACUUUUCCCAAACUUGGAGAAAGGAGUAAAAUCGAUGUUCCUAUUGGUUCAGAUUAUUACAUCUUGUUGUUUCCUAUCAAAGAGGCUCGUGGAGGCGACAAUCAACCUAGUGCCAGACUGUGUCCGUUGGAGUGGACAGCAAUUGGUACCAUUGGUAAGCGUACGUGUGAGGGACAUGGAGCAAGUAACACUGGUUGCCUAA